Molecule: messenger RNA, 1152 nt
Organism: Prunus armeniaca (apricot)
Lineage: Eukaryota; Viridiplantae; Streptophyta; Magnoliopsida; Rosales; Rosaceae
Source: the annotation of a GenBank genome assembly
AUGAUGGAUAUCUAUCGCCUCAAUAUUUCUCACUAUUUCCUCCUUUUGUUCUGCUUAUUUGGUAAUAUCGGACUUGCAAGCACUAAUGUGAAGUCAAUAUGCAUUGAGGAAGAAAGGCAAGCACUUGUGAGCUUUAAACAAGAUCUGAAGGAUCCGUCUGGUAGGCUUUCUUCUUGGGUAGGUCAUGACUGCUGCCAAUGGGAAGGGAUUUCAUGCAACAACCGCACCGGUCAUGUCGCCAAGAUGGAUCUCCGCAGUCCAUAUCCAUAUCCCCGACAACCGGAUGAGGAGUGGGGCUCUUCUUUGGGGGGGAUCCCCAUUCCUAAGUUCUUUGGGGAACUUAAAAGUCUUAGGUAUCUCAAUAUCUCAUUUGCAUGGUUUGGGGGAGAGAUUCCCCCUUCUCUUGGGGGGAUUACUUCACUCACUUUUGGUCCUGAUAUGUCACAAAAUGAUUGCAAACACUUCUUCAUUUCUCAGCUGCUUUUCUUACUAGCUCGCCAACUGAUCCAAGGAUUUCCAAGUCUUCAGGGAAUUCAAGCUACAUUUAGAUCUCGUAUUAUCGGUUCGAUGUUCUUGCGCUGUCGCUGGUUGGUUCUCGAUCUGCCUGUCAUUGUCGCUUUUUGUCUUAGCGUUGGAGGAUGUGGUGGGGAGAUGCGUUUCGAGUCUAGCUGGGACUUUUUCCGCAUUAGGAUGCGUCAAGACCUUGAUACGCGAUCUUUAGUCGUGGUGAUUUUCAACCUACUUACUGUCUUGAAUUUCGCGCUGUCGUGGCGCGGCUGCCUGGUGAGGAUGCGUCUGGAGGACGCGCUAUUCUGUAGAGGAAGGGGCUAUAGCAGGGAGGCAAGGAGAGGAAGAACGGUGUUAUCGUUGUUGGGAAGUGUUGUAGUUGGGACUGGGACUACUUCAAUUCGCAUUGCUGGCUGUCUAGACAUUUCAUUGUCCCCUGCUGGUGUUGUACCGGCCGUCAUGUUUUUUUCUGCUGCAGUAGGAUUCACGGUGCGCUUUGUACCUCGUCAUUCACUCGAGGCGCUUAGUGGGGCGUCUGGUCUUUGGCUCAGACUUGAUGUUCUCGCAUCGUAUAGAGUCGAGAAACUUGAGCAGUGGUCAAGGAGGUUGGUUUGCUCGUUUCGACCGGCAGCGAGUGAGAGAUAG